CACUUCUUCUCAGACAUGGCAUUCUCCUGGACCAAUCCACUGGGUGCUCUGCCACCCAUCCCCUCGCAUCCAGUAGCUCCAUCAGACCUAUCAUCGACGAUUUCUAACUACACCACCUUCGCAGCCGCCGAGGACCAGGCUGACCGGCUUCUCGAAUUGUUUGGCAGCCCCGCACAUGAGGACGACCAGAAAGUAGUGACGCUAUUGCGAACAUUCAGGAGGUAUCUGCCGAAGGAAGGGCAGAGGGCCUUGAACACCGAUAUCAUUGCAAUCAGCCGCGACGAUGUCAAGCUUCGAGAUCUAGCCAGGCACAUUCGGGAGGCUGUGCUCAAGCCCAUGAAGGUUGCUGGUGGCCAACAGCCACAAUCUCUCAUCACACCCCCGACCUAUGCCCAAGCUGCUGCCGAUAUCACCGCCUCUAUGUCUAGCCUUCUACCAUCUUCCAGACUUGAUCAAGCAAACCUGAAGCGCACUUGUCUCCGACGAGAUGGGUAUCGGUGCGUUUACAGCGGGGCAUACGACCGCAAGGCUAAGAAGGAGCUUCCCGACCUGCCCCGUGACGCAGUUCUUACCAAGACAGAGUGCGCCCAUAUUCUACCUUUCUCUCUUAGCAAGUUUGAUAGUAGGAGUGCGCUAGAGACGCAGAACAAGGCUGUUAUCUGGUGUGCAUUAUAUCGAUAUUUCCCUGCCCUCAAGGGUAAGAUUGGCACCGAAAGCAUCAACCAACCGAGUAAUGCCUUUACUCUGGGGUCUACUUUGCAUGCAGACUUUGGGGAGUACCACGUUUACUUUAGUCCCAAAAAUGACCUGGAAAAUACGUAUACGAUGACUUCAAUCGAAGGUUACCAACUUCUCAGCGCCACCCGGGUACCAGGUCUCAAUGGCGACGUCAUGGAGCUUCAGUCUCAUGAUCCCACUACGCCCCUGCCCAACCCCGAGUUCUUGAAGGUUCAUGCUCGAAUUUCACAGAUACUUGAAUGUGUUAAGUACCACUCUUGUCUUUGA
Molecule: messenger RNA, 1005 nt
Organism: Fusarium falciforme
Lineage: Eukaryota; Fungi; Ascomycota; Sordariomycetes; Hypocreales; Nectriaceae
Product: HNHc domain-containing protein
Exons: 4
Coding region: 16-1005 (329 amino acids)
Source: RefSeq, a predicted model, not a curated record